AAUCCCCCCCACAAAAUAUUAUUAGGAAAAAGGUUGAAGAAAAUGGGAAGAUCCCCUUGUUGUGAAAAAGCACACACAAACAAAGGAGCAUGGACUAAAGAAGAAGAUGAUCGGCUAAUUGCUUACAUAAGAGCUCACGGCGAAGGCUGCUGGCGCUCGCUUCCUAAGGCCGCCGGACUCCUCCGCUGCGGCAAGAGCUGCCGUCUCCGGUGGAUCAAUUACCUACGCCCUGACCUCAAACGUGGCAACUUCACUGAAGAAGAGGAUGAACUCAUCAUCAAACUCCAUAGUCUUCUUGGCAACAAGUGGUCUUUGAUUGCUGGUAGAUUACCGGGGAGGACAGACAACGAGAUAAAGAAUUACUGGAAUACCCAUAUCAGAAGAAAGCUUUUAAACCGGGGAAUUGAUCCGGCAACUCACCGGCCGCUGAACGAUAUCCCUACAAAUCAUCACACUACUACCACCACCACCACCACCAACAUCAAUAACAAUAAUUCAUCACCGGAAGUCGCCAACACCAUAUCUUUUGCAAACGCUACUCCAACUACUCACGGUACUGCCCAUCAUCUUGUUAAAGAAGAAGCCGAGGAUGAAGCAGAACAUAAUUCUGAUGGCGGUGACCGCCGGAAAAUCAAGAACACGUUGCCGGAAAUUCAAGAAAGAUGCCCGGAUUUGAACUUGGAGUUGAGAAUCAGCCCCCCUCAUCAUCAUCAAAAUAACAGCUCAUCGUCUUCCUCCUCCUCAUCAUACAUACAGCCACAACCACAAGUUGAACAUGUUAAUUACCACCAGCAUCCGCCAUUGAAGACAGGAGGGAGAAAUUCGGGUGGUACUACUACUAGCAUAUGCUUUGCAUGCAGUUUAGGUAUAGAGAAUAGCAAGGAGUGCAGUUGUACCACCAGUCUUAAUGGUACAAGCAGUAGCAGCCCCAGUGGUUAUGAUUUCUUAGGUUUGAAAACAGGUGUUUUGGACUACAGAAGCAUAGAGAUGAAAUGAGUAUUUAAAAUCAAACCGUUAUUAUGUGAGAUUUUACUUUAAAAAAAACAAAUUGGGGAAGAGAGAUUUCUGUAAUUUUUUUUUCUUCUUAUUUUUCCCCCUGGAAAAUUAUAUUCAUAUAUAGCUGAUUGCCCCUUGUUUCUUGAUU
Cynara cardunculus var. scolymus (artichoke) is the source of this 1144-nucleotide messenger RNA. RefSeq names its product myb-related protein 308-like. Lineage: Eukaryota; Viridiplantae; Streptophyta; Magnoliopsida; Asterales; Asteraceae. The record is from RefSeq and is a predicted model, not a curated record. The coding region runs from base 43 to 996 and encodes 317 amino acids. The transcript is spliced from 2 exons.